AACAUAAGCAGCCAUUUUGUAGUGUCGUGGUGCUAUUAAAAGUUGUUCAUCAAAUUUCGUCUAUUUUACAUGGGAGUAUUACUUUUUGUUAUGAUUCGAUAUUUCAUUUCAAACUGAUAGUAUAAUUCAGAUUGUACGAAAAAAAUAUUUAGAAAUUGUAACAAAAUGGAGCAAGACGUGGAAACAUUACAGCGCAGGAUCUGUAAUACUUGUCUUAGUUCCGAUCGUGAUAUAAUUAUAAUAAACGAACAAUCGGAUUUAUUCCAAAUAUUUCGCCUUUUAACUUACGAUUUCGCGGGUGAAGUUGACCCAUUAAGUAUCCAGACACUAGAAGUGUGUUGGGAAUGUGUUGCCAUGUUGAAGAAAUUCACAAAAUUCAGAGCAAAAGUACAAACAGCUCAACAACAUUUACGAGUCAUCAACGAUUCACAUGAAAACAUGGAUCAUACAUAUUUAUCCCAAUCUUUAUCAUCUAUGGAGAUGAUAUUAAAGUUAGGUUAUGACAAAAUAUAUAUAGACACAUCGGCCAAAUUAUUGACGGAGUGGUCAGCUCAUUAUAUAGAAAUAAGUACAUCGGAGAAUAUAAAAAAUGAACAGUAUGAUAUCGCUCAAAUUGUGAGAGAGAAUAUCGAUUUGGAUGAAAAUAUACUAACUGUUCCAUCUAUGGUUAUUGAUGGUCAAACGGUACCUCAUAUCAUGAUAAAUGCUGAACCUUUAGCCACAGAGACGGGUUACAAGGAAUCAAAUAAUUUGAUCAUACCGGAACUUACAGUCAGUUCAUUAGAAAUUCCCAAUUUAAAUGCAAAUGUUGAACAAAUACAAAAAGUUGUAAUUGAAGAAAAACCAGAUUUAAAAGCUGGGUAUACAACGGAAUAUAUGAAUGAAGAAGACAUGCUGGCAUUUAGGGAAGAAGCGAAAAAGAAAUUCGCUUAUGCAAGUGCGUUACAUAAAUGUGAACUUUGUAUUAUUGGUUUCUACACACAACAACAAGUCGAAGAACAUUACGAGCGCGCUCAUAAAGCUAGGGAGGGCACCGCGCCGUGCAAGGUGUGCUACUCGUACGUGGAGGAGGGGCGCGUGUCGCAGCACAUGCAGGGCCACUACGUGCGGCACGUGUGCCGGCUCUGCGGACACGCCGAGGCGACCGUGCGUUGCGCACAGCUGCACGUGCAGACACACCACGAGAAGAAGUUGCCGAGCUCACUCAUCAAGAUCGGGGAUAUUAAGCAAGUUGAAAAAAUGCGUCAGAAAAAGAAAAAAAAAGAUGCGCCAUCGACCACUCCUGAUCCAAAGGGUUUAAGGAAAUUGCUUUCAAAAACUACAAUUGUUGGAUAUCAAUGUUUAGAAUGUGAUAUGUUCUUUAAGAAUUCCCGAGCUCGUAAAGCGCAUGUCGCCAGAUAUCAUAGAGAAGGACUACAAUGUGAUCAUUGUAAGAAGAGAUUUGUGAACAGAACUACAUUAGUUACACAUCUCAAGUUACAUGAAGGUCCACCACCGAGGAAACCAUGUCCUAUCUGUUCAAAACUGGUCCGAGUGGUACAGUUAAAGUACCACAUACAACGACAUCAGAAUAAAGGUCGGUACGAGUGUACCGAUUGUAACAAAGUGUUCUCCUAUCUCACUACGUACCAGGGACAUCUUAAAUACUCGAGGGCACAUGCUUCAGAACAAGUUCUCAAGUUCCCAUGUCCGAUGUGCAACAAGGGAUAUCCUACGAAAGAGGCGAUGCAGGAUCACUUCAACUAUCAACAUCUCGGCAAAACAUCACACAAAUGUCCGCUCUGUGAUAAGCCUAUAGCGUCUAGAGCUAACGUAGAGCGCCAUCUAAUGAGGGUACAUGGAGAAAAGAAGGAGAAACCAAAGAACCACGUCUGUCAGCAAUGCGGGAAGGGAUUCACUGACAAAAAAUCAUUAAAUCAACACGAAGUUAUCCAUUCUGGUGACAGACCAUUAUCUUGUAACAUCUGUUAUCAAACUUUUAAACAAAAAGCAUCUCUUUACACUCACAGGAAGAGAGUUCACAAUAUAACGCCCGCGAAACGAGUCGUUGAAUUCAUUGAUGAUAAAACUAAGAUAGAAGUUAAAUCAAGUUGAAGGUAGAACAAAAAAAAAAAGAAUGUAGGUAGAAGAAGAAAAAAUUAAAAUGAAGGUAGAUGUUAAAUC
Papilio machaon (common yellow swallowtail) is the source of this 2163-nucleotide messenger RNA. Its product is annotated as zinc finger protein 425-like. NCBI's taxonomy places the organism in Eukaryota, Metazoa, Arthropoda, Insecta, Lepidoptera, Papilionidae. Gene Ontology annotation, cellular component: nucleus. Gene Ontology annotation, biological process: regulation of transcription by RNA polymerase II. Gene Ontology annotation, molecular function: DNA-binding transcription factor activity, RNA polymerase II-specific; zinc ion binding; RNA polymerase II transcription regulatory region sequence-specific DNA binding. The record is from RefSeq and is a predicted model, not a curated record. The transcript has 13 exons. The coding region runs from base 166 to 2094 and encodes 642 amino acids.